CUUUUAAACUGUUUUUGAUUCCUCAUGCAGCAUUGGAAGUGGAUUUGGUCAAACGGUUGGAUUUGACCCAGUUUGGCUAAGCAUUCAGAGGGAAUGAACGUAAUAGGACCUGCCUGGAAAUUUCACCCUGGACUGACCCUUCUACACAGCAAGUGAGAGAGGCUGCAAUAGAGAGCGCCAUACGUUCAAAGUCCUGCCUUACGCUGAGCUCUCCAGACCCGGUAGAGCCUACAACAAAACAGUCCAGGGGGAUGCCAGGCCUGUGACACACUACUUUGAGAUAAACAGGGUACAUUUUUUUUUCAGCGCUCACAGCAGAUUCCAUUUCCUUUACUCCCUUCUUCUGGAUUUUUUUUUCAUCCCUCCUUUCCCUUCUUUCCAGCUGUGGCUGCAGAAACUGCUCUUUAAUAGCUUCCAGACCCACCAUGUCCUCUCCGGCAUCUCCUGCGCCAUCCUGUUGCAGUGUUCUGUCUUUACUAGCUGCGAUGUUCCAUCUGCUCCAGACUCCUGAAACUUCUAGAAGAGACGGAACACUACUUCUAGUUGGAAUGAUAAUCCUGUACUUGGUGUUUCAUUCUAUUAUAUAAAUAAUACCCCGGUGAAUCAUUACGAUGAAGAAAGCCAAGAGACAUGGGUUUCAUUUGGUAACUUUUCUGACUGCUCUUCUUUGGCGAUGGCCGGAAACACAGAGCCUGGAGAUCUCUCCCAGCGCCACGGAGGUGGUCCUGACCGCCAACGCCUCGGUCUCCAUCACGUGCUCCGGCUGGAGUGAGGUGAACUGGAGGACGCGGCCCGAACUCGACGUGAGCGGGAUCCACGUGGAAAACGGGACCACCUCCAGCGUCCUGACUCUGAAGAACGUGGCGUGGAACCACACGGGCGUGUACGUCUGCGAAGAGCCCGCGUCGGACGAGGCCGUGGAGGUGUCCAUUUUUGUGCCAGACAAGGACGUCUGGUUCAUUCAGUAUGAACACAGGGUGGUGAUGAAGAUCGGCAAUGAGGGUACCAUCCCCUGCACCGUCACUGACCCCCAAAUUAACGUCACUCUCCACGAGAGGUACAGCGACAUCCCGCUGCAGGGGACCUACCACCCCGGGAAAGGGUUCACUGCUGCCCUGAAAGACACCACCUACAUCUGCAGAGGAGUUCUGGAAGGAGAGACGCGGGAGUCCCAGGCCUUCUAUGUCUACAGCCUUGUGGUUCCAGAGACGGUUGACGCCUUCAUCAACGCCUCAAAGACCGUACUGAAGCAAGGGGAAUCCCUCACUGUCAACUGCACUGUCAAAGGGGCAGACAUUGUUUUCUUCAACUGGGACUAUCCGCGGAAAACGGCAGGAGAGCAGAUCGAGCCGCUGACAGACUUCCUUCCCGGCCGGGAGAAGAGCCUGCGGUCCUGCCUGAUCAUCCCCAACGUGACUCAGGGGGACUCGGGCCGCUACGUGUGCCGGGUCCAGGAGUCGCUCCAGGGCCAGUCCGCCACAGACAGCAUCUCCAUCACGGUCCUGAACCGAGGCUUCGUGGAGGCCAGCUCCACCUUUGAGGGGAACGUAUCUGUGCAGCUCCACGAAAGCAUAGAGAUCAGGGUGGAGAUACAGGCCUACCCCAAGCCUCAGGUCCUCUGGAUGAAGGACAAUGCCACCCUGGAGACGCUCGACGGGGACUUGGUGUCUGUCGAAACCAAAUAUGUGCAGGACUCCAGCUACCUCAGCACUUUGACCCUGAUCAGAGUCAAGCGGCAACAGAGAGGUCUCUACACCAUUCAAAUCUCCAAUGACGAUUAUGCCAAGGAACUCAUGUUUGAUAUAGAGGUCAAAGUGCCCCCUGUGAUCCUCGAGGUGUCCGACCAGCAGCUGUCGGGGAAGAGACUCGCCGUGACGUGCGUCUCGGAGGGGGUCCCUGCCCCAGAGAUACUGUGGUACAGCUGUGACAACACGCAAAAAUGCAACAAUAAAAGUGUGAUCUGGCUCCCCCUGGUGGCCACCCCUGAGAACGUCAGCAUUCUGACGAACGUGAGCUACAGAGAGUCUCUCGAUGUCCACCGAGUGCAGAGCGUGCUCACAUUCCAGAGGCUGCAGGGGACUGUCACCGUGCGCUGCGAGGCCCGAAAUGAGAGAGGACGCCGGGCUAGGGACAUCAGACUGGUCUCAAACACUCUUUUCUCUCAGGUGGCAGUACUGGCCACAGUCUUAUCGCUGGUGGUCCUCGCUGUGAUCUUCAUCAUCAUCCUCAUCGCAGUCUGGAGGAAGAAGCCACGCUAUGAAGUCCGGUGGAAGGUCAUCGAGUCAGUGGGCUCCAAUGGCCAUGAGUACAUCUAUGUAGACCCUGUACACCUUCCGUAUGACACAGCAUGGGAGGUUCCCCGAGACAGCCUCAUUUUGGGUCGUACUCUGGGUUCCGGGGCGUUUGGCAGGGUCGUCGAGGCAACAGCGUAUGGCCUUAGUCAUUCUCAGGCCAGCAGUAAAGUCGCUGUGAAAAUGCUCAAAUCGACGGCGAGCAGAAGCGAAACCCAGGCCCUGAUGUCAGAGCUGAAGAUUAUGAGUCAUCUGGGGCCCCACCUCAACAUUGUGAACUUAUUGGGAGCCUGCACAAAGCCAGGUCCGAUAUACCUGAUCACUGAGUUCUGUCGCUAUGGAGACCUGGUGGACUACCUGCAUAGGAACAAGCAUACCUUCCUGCAGUGCCAAGCGGACAAAAACCGCAGAUAUACAGACGUUAGCCAGAGCAAUGGCAACAGUGCUAACUGUGCAUCGGACGGCCAGGGACAAAGGCAAGACCUCCGCUCUGACCCUGGUGACGUGUCUCUCAGCGAGUGUGAUGGAGGGUACAUGGACAUGAGACAGGAGGACAGUAUGGAGUACGUGGCCAUGCAGGAGCUGACCCCGAACAUCAGAUACGCUGAGCUGGAGCCUUCAGUCUAUGAGACUCCUUACCAGCAGGAUAACCCCGACAGCCAAGAUGUAGGGAAAGCAGAGGAGGCCUUGGUGAUCAGCGACUCCCCCAUCCUCAGCUAUUCAGACCUGGUGGGCUUCAGUUACCAAGUGGCCAAAGGGAUGGACUUCCUGGCAUCAAAAAAUUGCAUCCAUCGUGAUUUAGCGGCUAGGAACAUUCUCAUCGGGGAGGGAAAGUUGGUGAAGAUCUGUGAUUUCGGGCUGGCCCGGGACAUCAUGAACGACUCCAACUACAUCUCCAAAGGCAGCACAUUCCUGCCUCUGAAAUGGAUGGCUCCGGAGAGCAUCUUCCACAACCUGUACACGACUCUGAGUGACGUCUGGUCCUUCGGCAUCCUGCUCUGGGAGAUCUUCACUCUGGGGGGAACACCAUACCCUGACAUCCCCAUGAACGAGCUGUUCUACAGUGCUCUGAAGAGGGGCUACAGGAUGCCAAAGCCCCCCCAUGCUGCAGAAGAAAUUUAUGAUAUUAUGCAGAAAUGCUGGGCGGAGAAAUAUGACAGAAGACCAGAGUUUUCCUUCCUUGCUCAUGCCAUUGGGGACAUGUUGACUGAGUGCUAUAGAAAGAAAUACGCUCAGGUGAACGAGCGCUUCUUUAACAGCGACCACCCGGCUGUGGUUCGUGCAAAUCCGCGUCAGCCUGUGCUGGUGACAUCAUCACAGUGCGACUCAGGUGUGGACAUUGCCCAGGCCGAGCAGGAGGUGGAAGAAGAAGCGGAGGCGUCCGCUGCUGAUUACAUCAUCCCCAUCCCUGACCUCCGUCCUGAACCGGAGGAGAGCCGCGAGGUGGUAGACGUCCUUGCAGAAGGCCCCGCCAGCGGUGACUCCCAGGAUCCCGAGGAGAGCAGUGAUUCGGUCCCGCAGGAGAUCCCAGCUGAAGCCCCGAAAGACGAAGCAGAUCUCUGCCCCGCCCAGGAAGUGACAACACCAGACAAGCCAGGGACAUCUGAAGCAGAAGACAGCUUCCUGUAGGAGCUGAGGAGGACAGGGACAUACAUACAUCCCUUCAUUUACAGAGUGUAUGUCUACGUCUACUACAGGGGAAAAUGUAUAUGGCCCUUAUAGAUUGCAGAUACAAGGAUCAGGGGCACACCCAAUAUUUAAUUGUGUUAAGACAUGCAGCAAAAUUAAGCCAUCUGGAAAAAAGUAGAAAUUGUUCAGCCAAUUAACCCACCUAUAUUAAUGAUUUGCAAUAGAUGAUGAGCCAUGAAAUAUAGUACAUUUUAGUUGACAGAAAUAUUGCAAUAUACAGCAUUUAUUCAUUAAAAAUGUAUAUCAUGACAUAUAGCUGAAAAUAAAUAUUUGUGUUUGGUUUAGAAUCAGUGGGCCAUCUAAAAUUUGUGGAGCGAAACCAUGUUAUCUGUACCUUAAUCCUGGGAAUGUGAUCCUGGAAUAUGACACUCCUUUGCUGCAGAGGGUGUCUAUGGAAAUGGAGCUGGGUUCAGGUCCAAAAGAUCUUGAUGGGUGUGCUUGAUGCAUACCCGAAGCAGAAGGUCUAGAUUUUGAUUUAUUUCAAUGCCAGUGCGUUUACCUGUUUGAAAAAUGGCAUUUCAAUGUAAUUUUUGGGAGUAUUGUAGAUCUUACAGUAUGAUUUGACUAUAAAUUAGGCAUUACUUGUCUAUACAGUAGCUGUAGGUAAUAUACUGCAUUUUGUAUUCUGUCUUCAAUGACAUUUGUUGAUAGUUUGAGCUUCAAAUGAAGUGAUUAAAGUUAUUAACACCAAACUCUAAGCACUUUGUGCUGUCAUAGAAAUGGCAUAUUAACAGACAUGAUUUACUGUAUAUUUAUAGUCAUCAGGUCUAAUGUUUUGUAGUGUAUAUGUAUAUGUACAGAGUGUCGGUCUGUCCACAGUGUUUGAAGGAAUAAAACUCAGUUUUGUCUGUUGGAGAAAAAAAGGUACCAUAUAACUACAUGCAUUUUUAACUUGACCAGAAGACCUAAAAGACCUAAAAGCUAUACGUAUAACUGACUUUCCCAUUCAUUUAUUCAGGUGUCAAAAGCGUGAAAAAGUGAGAUAACUUCUGAAACCCCCACAUUACAUUUCUUGUCACUGGUGUUACUCUCAAAAAUAAUAGAUUUUAUUGUGCUACAAUACAAUUCAAUACAAAUAAAAUAUAUAAAAAAGAUAUAUUUUCACUGCAACAUGUUUUUGCCAUCCAAGUUUUUGUAAAUUAAAAAAAAAAAAAAAAAAAACUUUAUGCUGGCUCUCAGGAGAAUAAAUAUAAAUGGAUCUCCUGUAAUUACAAGGCCUGCUGCUUUCUACGAAAAACAGCCACUGCAUGCUGAUUGGUCAGGUGUAUAUCCCGCUGCUUUUGAUUGACACUUGUGUAUAGAUCAUUAUAAAUGUCCAUCAUCUUUUCAGCUAUGUUUGUCAAGUGAUAUGUUUUUCAAUCUGACAGCAUUAUGUUUGGACAGGAAGGGAGGCUAACUCUCUGUCUGAUUUAGUGAGCCGAUCCUGGAGUAGAACUCUUUACUACUAGGAACUGAAUAUGGCAAUCAAAGCACCUACAGCCAGUAUAAACUACUUUAAAAGCUAUUGCAUUAAACAUACACAGUAUAGCAGCUGUCAAUGUAUUGAAACAUAUGAAUAACUUAGUAACAUGCAUACAUAGACUGUAUAUAAAAAAUAAAUAAAAAAAUCAAAUAUAUUUUCUAAAUGUUUUCUACAUAUCACAGCCAAGCAAUAGUAUACAUUUAUUAUCAGUUAAUGAAAUGAAUCACAAGCAGUUUUCUCAGCAAAAUGUGAGAUAAGAAUACUAUGUGCUAAACUGUUAAAAUACAGCAAAAGCAACCUCUGUCCUGACCUAUCAUGACUUUUCAUGAUUAUCAAAUUAGAUAUAAUUUACAAAACACAAUUUAGCAAACGUGCACUUUAUUAAAAGUUUCCAGGGGAGAAUAUUGAUCCAAGGAGAAAUUAUUGCCUGCAUAUGAAGAGCAAUAUGUAAUGGUACUAACAAUAGAAAAUAAUAUUAGUCUGAUAAUACAAACCAUCAUUACUACCAUCUGCUUGUCAAUAUGUUGUAAUUUUAUUGGAAAUCUCUACUACUCCCACACUUUUUUAAAGGAGUUUUUGAAGUGUUUUCCAUAGUUUUUCAUUUGUAAAUAUGAUGGCUGAGAUUAAUUUGCUGUUAAUUUGCCUUACACAGUAAGAUGCAAAGACGUUUUCUUCACAAACACUGUUUGGAAGCUUGGGAAAGUUCAGCAAUGAAGAAACUGAACUUUCAAACUGUUUUUGACAAACAUUUGAGUCCACGUUAAAGAAAAAUAUGAAUCUUGAGCAGAAUGAUCAUUCUUACAAAAGUGUUGCCUUUUCUGAAGGAUAAUGUCGGGAAAGCAGUUUGAAAGACACACGUCUCUGGUGAUAGGGAAGCGUUGUGUCAGGACUGAUUCGGUGUGUUAUCUGUUGCUUCUGACUCAUCCUGAGGUGGUUGUGUUAAGACUUCUCUGGAGUGGAGAUACGUUUCUGCCUCCCAGAUCCCUGUUGCGUCUGCCGCGAUGUUUGUCUCCGCUCCUGGAGAGCGGCGAUGGGACAAACAGGAGCUUAUUCCUGCAGGUGCACCAGGUGUGCAAGAUCCUGCCAGUUAGUUGUACAAGUUGUAUUGAAAAUUCCAAGGAAAGUUAAAUGUGGGAACAGUGAUGCUUUCUCAAAGCUUUUUCAUUUAAAAUUUGGAACAAAGUGCAGUACCAUAGCUGUCCUUAUGAAUACACCCAUUGUUCUUUAGAUUAAUGAACGUUGUAUAAUUGUUGUAUGUUAAUUUUAAUUUUGGUACCAAAGCUUUUUGAAUGUGUUUGCAGGUAUACUGUGUAUGCAUAUUGUAUGAUAUCUAUGUUUUUUCUAUAUAUAUCUCUGAGACAUUUUUGAUAAUAAAGACUUAUUACCUCUA
Conger conger (European conger) is the source of this 6832-nucleotide messenger RNA. RefSeq names its product platelet-derived growth factor receptor beta-like. The record is from RefSeq and is a predicted model, not a curated record. Gene Ontology annotation, molecular function: platelet-derived growth factor binding; ATP binding; platelet-derived growth factor beta-receptor activity. Lineage: Eukaryota; Metazoa; Chordata; Actinopteri; Anguilliformes; Congridae. The transcript has 23 exons. Gene Ontology annotation, cellular component: signaling receptor complex. The coding region runs from base 612 to 3920 and encodes 1102 amino acids. Gene Ontology annotation, biological process: cell chemotaxis; cell surface receptor protein tyrosine kinase signaling pathway; multicellular organism development.